Molecule: messenger RNA, 391 nt
Organism: Papilio polytes (common Mormon)
Lineage: Eukaryota; Metazoa; Arthropoda; Insecta; Lepidoptera; Papilionidae
Product: eyes absent homolog 1-like
Exons: 4
Biological process (GO): anatomical structure development; negative regulation of extrinsic apoptotic signaling pathway in absence of ligand; positive regulation of DNA repair
Cellular component (GO): nucleus
Molecular function (GO): protein tyrosine phosphatase activity
Source: RefSeq, a predicted model, not a curated record
GGACGGCUUCCACGCGGCCGCGCCCGGCUUAUGCGCUCCUGGUAUGCGCGGCGGCGUCGACUGGAUGAGGAAACUCGCUUUCAGAUACAGAAAGAUAAAAGAUACAUAUAAUAAUUAUAGAAAUAGUGUGGGAGGUCUGCUGGGUCCAGCUAAGAGAGAGCAGUGGCUGCAGCUGCGCGCGGAGCUGGAACAGGCCACUGACAACUGGCUUACACUGGCAUGCAAGUGCCUUAACAUGAUCAAUUCCAGAGAGAACUGCGUGAAUGUGCUGGUAACAACAACCCAGCUGGUGCCAGCGCUGGCUAAAGUGUUGCUGUUUGGCCUCGGCGGAGUCUUCCCUAUAGAGAAUAUAUACUCCGCUACUAAAACAGGCAAAGAGAAUUGCUUCGAC